Rhizophagus irregularis DAOM 181602=DAOM 197198 is the source of this 556-nucleotide messenger RNA. NCBI's taxonomy places the organism in Eukaryota, Fungi, Glomeromycota, Glomeromycetes, Glomerales, Glomeraceae. The record is from RefSeq and is a predicted model, not a curated record.
GUGGAAUGAAUAUCGAUAUAUCGACUAUGGACAAUAUCGACUAUGAAAGUAAUAUCGACUAUGAAGAUAAUAUCGACUAUGAAAGAUAUAUCGACUAUGAAAGAUAUAUCGACUAUGGAAGAUAUAUCGAUUAUGGAAGUAUAUUGACUAUGGGAUUAAAUACAAUAUCAACUAUUAGAAAAUAUAUAUAUAAAUUUAAAAAAUAAGGUUUUUAUUUAUUUUAUUUUAUUUAUAUAGAGCAAAGUUAUUAUUUUUUUAAAAAAAAAAUCCAAUAUUUCAAGAAAAUUUUUCGUUGUAUUCAUAAAAAUAUUAUACUUGAUAGAAAAGAAAAGAAAAGAAAAGAAAAAAAAAAUAAAUUUUUUUAAUAGAGGAAAGAAAAAAUAAAAUAAUACAAAAUAUAUAUUUAUUUUAAUACAUUCGGAAUGGUUUUUUUAUUUUGUUUUUUUAUCGAUAAACAAUAAAAUACAUACGUAAGACGUAAGAUAAGUAAUUGCGGAACGUAAAAAUUUUUUAAGAUUUGUGAAUGUUUGUUUUAAAAAAUCGUUUUAAUAAUAAA